CCAUACUAUUAUCUCACUGCCCACAUAAAUUACUUAUUACGGUAAAACUUCACUUGUGGGAAAACUAGUUGAAAUAAUAGAUGAUGUAAAUUAUAAAUUUGGUAAUUUAAACAUAAUUUAAGUAUAUUUCGUAUUUGGCAUAUUUUAAGUAAAAAAAGUAAAUUGUAUGGGAUUAUGAUAUAAUACUGAUUUCAUGAGAGUUGAUUUUCAUACGAUUUAUUCCACGUGAAACUCGCUAAACGUAAUGAAAAGAAGAAUCAAAUCAUUUUUGGCGCAAUUACAUCAUAUUCCACCCAAACGGUUUCUAGAAUUUGCGAAAAAUCCAGAAUUCGUGCAAGUAUAAAAACACUUGAAUUUGGGUCAACGAUAAAAAAUUUAAAAAUACGAAAAACUAAAAAAAAUGUCUAUUAUCAAUUACGGCUGGGAUUUAGAUAACAGUAUUAAUCGUAUUUUUGAUGAUUUUAUUAAAGAUUUGAACGUGGCCAGACGUGGUGGAAAUCGCACUGGAGUUACUAACUUUAAUCCUGCAAUUGACGUUCAUGAAAACGAAAAUGAAUUUAAUAUCAUUGCUGAAUUACCAGGAUUGAAAAAGGAUCAAAUUAACGUUGAUAUUCGUGACAAUGCUCUAGUAAUCUCUGGUGAACUCAAGCAAGAUGAAAAACAUAAAGAAGGGAAUACUCAUAUUAGAGAACGUCGUUAUGGUUCCUUUACUCGUGGUAUUUCACUCCCGCCAAAUGUUAAGGGCGAUGAUAUCUCUGCUAAAUUUGAGAACGGUCUUCUUGAAUUGAAGCUUCCUAAAUCCGCUCCCACUGGCAAGAAAAUUACCGUACAGUAAAAAGAACGUUUAGAUUAGUAUAAUUAUCUAUAUUAUAUAUAGCAAGUUU
Rhizophagus irregularis DAOM 181602=DAOM 197198 is the source of this 884-nucleotide messenger RNA. RefSeq lists its product as uncharacterized. Gene Ontology annotation, biological process: response to hydrogen peroxide; protein folding; response to heat. NCBI's taxonomy places the organism in Eukaryota, Fungi, Glomeromycota, Glomeromycetes, Glomerales, Glomeraceae. The record is from RefSeq and is a predicted model, not a curated record.